Mugil cephalus (flathead mullet) is the source of this 6184-nucleotide messenger RNA. It is a transcript of the gene sack1ha, whose product is annotated as family with sequence similarity 83 member Ha. The transcript is spliced from 6 exons. Bases 329 to 5128 code for a protein of 1599 amino acids. The record is from RefSeq and is a predicted model, not a curated record. Gene Ontology annotation, molecular function: keratin filament binding. Gene Ontology annotation, biological process: intermediate filament cytoskeleton organization; positive regulation of cell migration; protein localization to cytoskeleton. Gene Ontology annotation, cellular component: keratin filament. NCBI's taxonomy places the organism in Eukaryota, Metazoa, Chordata, Actinopteri, Mugiliformes, Mugilidae.
UCUGCGAAAGAGCAGGAGUGGACGACCUGCGGAGCUCCGGUCGGUCGAGGCGGGGCGAGAUUAGUCGACAGCACUUCAUUUUUUCUCUCCGUGUGCUCCGACUCAGACAUUCUCGCCAACAUGCCUCAAGCAUGACAGCAAACUGGUUCUGCUGGGUGACGGAGGGGGGGCAAAAGGCGAGGAUACUGAAAACUUUCGACAUGUCCCACUUGGACUAGGAGCGCGACACAGCUGUGCGGAAAACAUGGUGAAGAGGAAAAGAUGAGUGGUUCACAGCUUCACCGGAGAAAAGACUGACGAGUAAAAACACCACACAGCGGACAACAGCAUGGCACGUCGCUCUCAAUGUUCCUCUGCUGGGGAUAACCCCCUGGACCCCAACUACCUCCCUCCUCACUAUCGAGAAGAGUACCGUCUGGCCAUUGACUCACUGAUUGAGAAGGAUUUAGAGGGAUACUAUGAGUUCCUCCAAAACAAUGACGUGGUGGACUUUCUGUCCACGCCUGAAAUUCAGUACAUUCAGAACUCUGUUCAGGUUCCUCAGCAGAGCGGAUACCCUGAGCCGUAUUUUCAGGACAGUGGGGGCGAUGGCUCCUCGGACACUUACUGGCCCAUUCACUCUGACCUGGACGUCCCAGGUUUGGACCUCGGCUGGCCCCAGGUGCUUCACUUUAUCGGUCCCACAGAGGUCACCACUCUGGUCAACCCCCCUGAGCCAGACAUGCCGAGUAUCAAGGAGCAGGCCCGACGACUCAUCAAGAACGCUCAGCAGGUCAUUGGCAUAGUGAUGGACAUGUUUACUGAUGUUGACAUGUUUGCGGAUAUUCUCGACGCUACUAUGAGGAAAGUCGCUGUCUACAUCAUUCUAGACGAACAGAAUGCUCAUCACUUCAUCAACAUGGUGUCCAACUGCAGAGUAAAUCUGCAGACCAUUCAAUUUCUGCGUGUCAGAACGGUAUCUGGAAUAACGUAUCAGUGCCGCUCAGGGAAAUCAUUCAAAGGUCAGAUGAUGGAUCGCUUCUUGUUGACUGACUGCAGGGCCGUGCUCAGUGGAAACUACAGCUUCAUGUGGUCUUUCGAAAAGCUGCACCGCUGCAUGGCACACCUGUUCCUCGGACAGCUUGUGACCACCUUUGACGAAGAGUUUCGGAUUCUGUUUGCUCAGUCCCAGCCGCUGAUGAUCGAAAAUUUGGUUGCACCAUUGGAAGAUUUACACCUUUCGCAAAACAGGAAGUUCCUGAGUGACAGGACUUCCAUAUACAGAGAGCCCAGAAGAUUUCUGUCACUGGAAAGUGGCCAUCCAGACGAAUGGGCAAGACAGUCCUAUGAGGAACGAAUGGAAGGGGAUUGGAGGACAAAUCCGAAUAAAAGGCAGGGAUCCCUGCGUGGCCCGGCAGAUAUGUACAGGUUACAGCAAUCACGCAUGGAUCCAAGUUUUGAUCAGGGCCCCCCAAGGGUUCCUAUGAUGGAAACUCCUGCCUUUAAACGUCCCUAUUAUGUUGAAGGUGUUCAGGGCAGACACUCAUUCUUGCAGCAACAGGGUAUGCCAGACUCAGAGGGGCAGGGGCGUCAUUUUCUUAGAGGGCAUCAGCCUUAUCCAGGACCAGGACUAGGUCCAGUACCAGGACCGGGACCGGGACAGGGACCAGAGGCUGAUUACAGUAGCUAUGACAAGUUCUGGGACCAGGACUGUCUUUCAACAGAUCAAUACCCUGAACCUGGUUUACCACAAGGCAUGCCACCAUCCAAUAACUUUGACCCUGUUCUUAACUACUUAUCAUCUACGAGGAAUCCAGACUUUGACCAGAGCUCAGAGAAAUUACUGUCCGCAGGUGAUUUACCAUUUAGUUCACCUUACCCUAAAAGACCUACUAUAGGCCAGCCAUAUGCCUGUAAGACCUCUCCGACCCCCUCAAACCAGUCUGACCAGAAACAUUUUUUACAAGAGCCCAGCGGUGACCGCAAGGAUCCUAAAGUGAAACGAGGUUUGAGAAACUGGAGGAUUAGCUCAUACCUCAGUGCAUCUGAUAACCCAGGAGAUGAAGGCCUGCCAUUAGCACCGCCUCAAGCGUUUGAUCCUUUUGAAGAGCCCUCUGGCCCUGUACAGCAAAUGGCACCAGACGUAGAUUUACCAUCUACUAAAAUACCUAAUGUCAGAGAGUUCAAGGUACCCAGGAUAAGUCAGAUGCCUAGUUAUACCAAAAUGUCCAGAGAGCAGCCAAAGAAAUUGCCGGAUGAAACAGAAACCAAAACAACACCGACACCUUCAGAAUCGUCAUCCACAGCUGAAGGGGAAAAGACAGAGGAGACAGAACAAAAGGAGCCGAAAACUGCUGUUCUUCGAAGGGAUGACUCUUUCCGUAGAAAUUACAAUAAAGCAUUGCAAAGGAACUCCAGGUUAAGAUCUUCUUUGAUAUUUAGCUCCAUGGACCAGCCCACCCCUCAAGAUGGAGCAACUGCUACUUCAGAUCAGCAAGAUGAAGAUAGUGACAAAAAUGAUGCUGAACAGACAAAACUGCCGUAUGUCUCUCAACUUUUGGGGCAAAGGAGAUCUGCGACAAGAGAACCUAUCGAAUGGAGUCGUUAUAUAAAAUCCAAACCGGAGGAUGGAAGCGGUAAAACCGAGGAGAAAGAUUCGUCAAAGGAAGAAAAUUCGUCGACAAACCCAGAGGCACAAGAUUCAAUAAAACUGCCUGAGCAAGCCAAGCCGUCUGAAGCUGAGCUACCCAAAACUGAUCAACUGAUACAGUCGCUUAGCGGUGCAGCAUAUGUAGAUAUGAAUGAUCCAGAUAACAGGCUCAUGUUUUUCAAAGAGCUAGCAGCAAAACGUAAAGCUGCAGAAGCUGAAAAAAGCAAAAAGAAAGCUCAGGUGAAGCCACCGGACCAGGCUGUUAAAAAGGAGGAACCAGUACCAAAAGAAACCUCUAAAAACAACGCAACUGAAGAUUUACUGGAUAAAAAUGCAACUGCAGAGGGUGCAGGGAAGACGGUAUCUACAGAAGCAUGCGAGGCAGUUGGCGUGUCUGCCAGCAAAAUGACUAGUAAGCAGGACAGUCUUGACAAAACUGAGUCUAAGUCCUCUCAAAGCUGGAAAGAAGAAACCAAGAGUUCAGAUACAGUUCAGUUAGAGGGCAGUCAGUCCGCUGAAAUUCUUCCUGUUUCUGCAGAACCAGAAGCAUCUCCAAAAUCUCCAGAAGAAGAGCCACAUCUGUCAAUCCCUGCUGUAAAAGAGAGUCCCCCACUCACACAAACAAACGCAACUUCUGCUGAUGUUUCUUUUCUUGCUCAAGGUACUGUUGAAAGUGAAACCCCAAGCCUUGAAUCUACCUCAGAGGCAUCUAAUCCAGUCACUCCCAGCUCAGAGCAGGUACCAUCGUCCUCUGUGCUGGAAUCUAUCACCCAGAAUCCUUCAUCGGAGCAGUUAGAAUCCAACAUUUGCUCUUCUCCACCGCCAUCUAAAGACACAGGUUUGGAAGUCAUCUCUUCUGGUUCAUUAGUUCGAAGCUCCUCUGUUGAUCCAACUCCUGAUUCCUUGGCCUCGAGUUCAACUCCUCUUCCCUCUCCAGGAGACUCUGUAUCAUCAAAUGUCACCCCAGAGGAUUCUCAUUCAGCGUCCACCGUGUCAUCCCCAAAUUCUGACACGCAAGAAUUUGUCAAAUCAGCUGAUGAUGCUUCACAAAAAUCUGAGAAUGUGAGUGACCAAAGUCAUUUAGAUCUGGAGGUUCACUCUGUACAUGAGGAGCCUGAUAUUUCUUCUAAUGCAUGUGCAUCACAGCCGACCACCUCAAAGACGAACUCUAAUCUUUCCGCUGCUACACCUUUAGCAAACAAAUCGGAAAAUGUUGCUUUUGAACCAGCUUCUGAAUCAGCUCAAGAGGUUUCUAAACUGGAAGAAGAGGCUUCUGAACCAGAUAAAGGUGUUUGUGAACCAGUGAAAUACGUUUCUGAAUCAGAAAAAGAUGUUUUUGAAUUGGAAAGAGGCACUUCUGGAUCAGAAAAUGGAGUUUCUCAAUCGACAAAAGACACUUCUGAGCUAGAAAUAGGUGUUUCAGAAUCCGAAAAAGAUAUUUCUGAAACAACAAAUGAUGUUUCAGAAUCAGAAAUCUGCUCCUCUCCAAAGACAGAUAAGUGUGAGGUUCUAUCAUCAUCAGAGGAUGUUAAAGUUGAAAACACGUCUCCUAGUCCUAUCUCUCCAGGGCCUGAGUCAAGUGUAUCUGAUUUAGAAAACUUCACUUCCAAAUCUGAAGAGACUAUUUCUGCUAUACCCCCGUCAGACUUUAUUACUAACGUUCCCCAGUCAGAAACAACUACAUCUUCUGCAGACACACCCAUACAAGCAGAGCGGCCCACUUCCCUCAGCUUGAAGGGAUUUGAUGAGUGCAAUUCUGCUGAAACCGUAUCACAUUCUACUUCCUUAUCUGAGUCAGCUUCGUCCCCUGGGGCCAAAACAACAGAAACCAACAUGCCUGCGCUGCAAAGUCUUCCAGAUGCAAACUCAAUUUCCAACAAGUCUCCACCAGAAUCAGACAAAGACAAAAGUCCAACACUCUCAUCUACAAAAUCUCCCACUAGUCCAGCUGAGCCUAUCGCAGCAACUCCAACCGAGACUGAUCUGCCAUGCAGGACACAAGAAUCAGUCACUUCUGACAGCAACACCUCAGAGACAGUUGCUGAAAAUAGUAAAACAGAACCCGAGGUACAGGACAAAUGUGAGAAUAAAUCAGAGGAAACCAGUUCAAUCCCCAAAAGUAGCACCCAGGAACAAACUGCGCAAAAUAACUCAUCCGAAGCAGCAGAGACCACAACCAAGCAGACAAAGUCGAGCCCGUCUCGCUACCACUCGUCCACGGCCAACGUUAUCUCAAGCAGCAACCUCCGGGACGAUACAAAGCUACUGCUGGAGCAGAUUUCCGCCAACAGCCAGACCAGGAACGAGGCCGCCAAGGAGGCUCCCGUCACCGACGACGAGAAGGAGGACGAAGCUGACAAAAAGUCGAAAAGGGAGAAGUACAGGACAUAUAGCAGAGGGCAGCCCAAGCCGACGGAGGAGCGCGAGAAGCUCCUGGAGAGGAUUCAGAGUAUGAGGAAGGAGAGGAAAGUUUACAGUAGAUUUGAGAUGGCACCUUAAAAGAGAUCUAAAGAAAGUAAAUAGAGGAUGAAGUGUGUGCGUAGCUGAAAUGAUGGCAUUUUCUCAUAAAGACAUUAGACAGAAAUUGUUUUUGUGUUGGGUUCUCUGCAAAUAAAGAUGGUAAUGGACAGGAAAGUGAUCUGUAUCCCAGAUACUGAACUUUAAAGGGUAAAAGUACCUGUAGCACCCAGUAAUGCAAAGCUGUCCCAGUUCACGUGCCAUCUUCAACAAAGAACUUGGUGUUGGUGUAGUACAUGUAAUACUGAGACUAUGUGUAUCUGAUCAAACAUGUUUUCACUGACUGCAUGGGUAAAGUGCAAUGUGGGUCGUUUCUGUGAAAAGGGCCCGUCCUUGCCUUUUAUCUUUUUUCUUUUUUUUAUGACAGCAGUGACAACAGUGUCAAAGUGUAAUAGAUCAUCCAAAGUAGUUGUGAAACUGUAAUAUACCGUAGUCUGUUUUAUAAUAUUUACAAUCGCGUUAUAACAAAUGACGUUCAGGGUUUCAUGUGCUGUAUGUGUUAAACGAGUGGAUGUGAAAAUUCAUGCCCAUUCUGGUGUAAAUAAACGUUGGCUCUUUGUAAACAGCCUCAAACAUGGAAUUGAAAAAAUGCUCAACGAACCUCAGAUUGAAAGAAAGUAGCAGCUUAAACAUGAGUAAUGAACACAGAGGUCUCUGAGGUUAAGUAUCAGUUCUCCAAACCACAUCUUGUUGCCUUAAAUGUUCGGUGCAUGCAAAUGACUCAAAUCAUUUACAUUUAGAUUUGUUAAACAAACAUAACGUACGAACAUUUUUACAUGUAUUUUUCCAUGUAAAGCUGAAACCUCAAAAAGACUUUUUUUUUUUUGUUGUUUCAAUCAGUCUUUUUAAAUGUCUCUGAAAUUGUGCCCUGUGAUUUUACAUGAAAACUGGUCGUCCCUGUACACUGAAGAAGAAACUCUGCAACAAAUGCAGAGAAUUAACACAACAGUAUAUGUUUAUAUAGUUGCACCGUGGAAGCCUUAUGAUACCUGUUUUGCAGCAACACUAGCCUUUUGUGAAUAAAAUGCCUUAACUAUG